AUGGCGAAGGACUCGACCGUUGAACAAACGAAGCAGACGCUGGUGCAGCGCUUCCGGGCCUGGGGAGAAAACUCCUUCCCACCGACUCUGCUCGCCUCGCUCAUCACCGCGCAACACAUGCGGCCCUUCCAAUUCUUCCCAAUGAUGUUCCCGCCUGUUCUUCUCUUCACCAGUUACGCGAACCUACAAGGCUUCAAGACCGACAGUGCCGGCAUCAGCGCGGCAUGGUCCGGCUUGUAUCUGCUUCUGGCCGGGCGGCGACGGCAACCGUUCAUGAAGAAGCUGGGGGCCCGGGGGAUUGUGCGCGGGGCGACAAUGGGUCUCUGCUUGGUCAAUAUGAUUGGGGGUGGGCUUGCAUACACGUUAGGGAAGCGGGAGGAGGAAGACGAUGAGUCUUGA
Penicillium alfredii is the source of this 399-nucleotide messenger RNA. RefSeq lists its product as uncharacterized. The transcript has 2 exons. NCBI's taxonomy places the organism in Eukaryota, Fungi, Ascomycota, Eurotiomycetes, Eurotiales, Aspergillaceae. Bases 1 to 399 code for a protein of 132 amino acids. The record is from RefSeq and is a predicted model, not a curated record.